This is a messenger RNA of Metarhizium brunneum ARSEF 3297, 1536 nucleotides long. It is a transcript of the gene RAM2, whose product is annotated as Protein farnesyltransferase/geranylgeranyltransferase type-1 subunit alpha. The record is from RefSeq and is a predicted model, not a curated record. Gene Ontology annotation, cellular component: cytoplasm; CAAX-protein geranylgeranyltransferase complex; protein farnesyltransferase complex. Gene Ontology annotation, molecular function: CAAX-protein geranylgeranyltransferase activity; protein farnesyltransferase activity. Lineage: Eukaryota; Fungi; Ascomycota; Sordariomycetes; Hypocreales; Clavicipitaceae. Gene Ontology annotation, biological process: protein farnesylation; protein geranylgeranylation.
AUGCCGCCCAAGGCGAAAGCAGUCACAAAGCCGAGCAAUCCGGAGCCCAAGGACACUCCUGGACCAGGUCCAGAAACACUGAACGACCGAACGUCUCAACGCUACUACCAGACGAACCCCGUUGAAAAGCGAAUCGAAGAAGCUGGCUUCACCGGUUUAACGCCCGCGGAGAAGAAAGUAUACAGUUACACAAAGCUCAUUCAACCGAUCGCCGAUCACAAAAUCCCAUUGUCUAAUAAGACGGAAAGAGAGUACUGGAAACAAGUCACGAAGGAAGGUCUGCCCAUUCGCCGCCUUCGACAGGGCUACUGCUGGGGCAAGGACAAAACAGGUCACGAUAUUGGCGCAUAUCAGCUCGACAAGUUUGACCAGCUUUUGAUCAAGCAAGCUCAACUGGCUGCUCUAGAUAUUCAUCAUCGUCAGUUUCUUAUCAACCGACGCAAAGCAAUCGCUAGUGGCAGAGACUUCUUGGACGAAGAAUCAGCGCAAGAAAAGAGUAGACGGAAAGACAUGGCUACCUUGAACAAAGAUCUUUAUGGCGAAAUUACGGGUUCUCUCUCCAACAACCUAGAUUGGGACGACGUGAUCCCUAUUCCUCACAGUGAACCCGACGAUGCUCUAUCUAAGAUUGCCUACCCCGACGACUAUGCCGAAGCCACUUCGUAUCUUCGCGCUGUCAUGGCUGCAGAUGAGUGCUCUCCAAGAUGUCUCCGCCUGACAGAACAUGUCAUUUCUAUGAAUCCUGCACACUACACCGUGUGGCUAUAUCGCUUCAAGAUUAUUCAGACACUUAACUUGCCCGUUCCUGAAGAGAUCGAGUGGCUGAACCAGGUAGCCCUGGCGAAUCUAAAGAAUUACCAAAUAUGGCACCAUCGCCAGCUUCUGCUAGACUAUUACUUCCCCAGUAUUGAUGGAGAUGAAGAAACGAUUAGGGCUUUAGGAAGAACCGAGACACAGUUCAUUAACAAUAUGCUUAAAGAGGACUCGAAAAACUAUCACGUUUGGUCUUUUCGGCAAUACUUGGUCACGAAACUUGGCAUGUGGAACAUCACCGAACUCGCCGCGACGCAAAAUUUGAUUGAAGAUGAUGUAAGAAACAAUUCUGCUUGGGCGCACCGUUUCUUUCUAGUCUUCUCGGACCCCAGUGUUGCCACGCCAGAUUUACCUGCAACUAUGCAUGAUCCAAAAAUCCCCAGAUCCCUCAUUGACAGGGAGGUGGACUACGCAAAAGAAAAGAUUGCUUUAGCGCCUCAGAACCAAUCCAGCUGGAAUUAUCUCCGGGGGGUGCUCGCCAAGGGUGGACGAGACUUAUCUAAUGUUCGUGAUUUCUCAGAGAGUUUUAUAUCCAACUUGGGUGCAGAUAGCGAGGACGUAAAAAGUUCUCACGCUUUGGAUUUAUUGGUCGACGUCUAUCACCAGGCUGGCGAUAUUAGCAAGGCUAUUCUGUGUCUGCAAAGGCUUUGGGAGAAAUGGGAUCCAGUACGCGAGGGAUAUUGGAAGUAUAGGGCGUCGGAACUGGAAGAGACAAAAGCAUAG